UAAUUCUAACAUUUUAACUACGCGCUGUUCUACGAUUAGUGAAGCAAAAUACGCGCCGUGUUUUAUGGCAAAACAAUUAAACCUUCAUUGCGUUGAGAGAGUCUCUCUCGAUUAGCUGAUCUGAUCUUCAACCCGCCGUCUAAUGGAUCCGCAGACGCAGAACACAUCGUUGCAGCGACUCCAGAACGUGGAGAGGAGAGUGGUAAGGGUGUUGGAUAUAGCGGGAGGAGUAAUGGAAGAGCUGACGAACCCUUCUGGGCCCAGGAGAGAUUUGGUCAAGUCUCUUUGCGGAGAGUUCAUGCAAUCCAUCAAGGAUAUACAAGUGACACUAAGGGAAGAGAUCAAAAGCGCCUGCGAGUACCGUCCCUUUGAGAAAUGCGACUACAAUUCAAGGAUAGCUAAUGAGAUCUGCUUCCAGAAGCUUCAAUACGUUCUCUCUCAGCUUGAUCAUCUUAAAAUAACUGUUGACCGCUAUCCGUCUUCCGAUUGAACUCUUAUGAAAGUAGUUUGUAGAGGUUUUAACUAAAUAUCCUCUAUGUUGGUUGUAUUGAUAUUAAAAGGCUAUGCAAAACCAUUACGGUGUAGUUUCUACCCUUCUACUUAUCGUAAGUGGAAUUUUCUUUCUUUCUGAUUGCAGGCGGGGUUGACUUGUAAUCAAAAGUGAAACUUUUCUUUCUUCGUAU
Brassica rapa (field mustard) is the source of this 683-nucleotide messenger RNA. Its product is annotated as mediator of RNA polymerase II transcription subunit 11. Gene Ontology annotation, biological process: regulation of transcription by RNA polymerase II. The record is from RefSeq and is a predicted model, not a curated record. Gene Ontology annotation, molecular function: transcription coregulator activity. Gene Ontology annotation, cellular component: mediator complex. NCBI's taxonomy places the organism in Eukaryota, Viridiplantae, Streptophyta, Magnoliopsida, Brassicales, Brassicaceae.